Messenger RNA from Nymphaea colorata (pocket water lily), 1030 nucleotides. RefSeq names its product glycolipid transfer protein 3-like. NCBI's taxonomy places the organism in Eukaryota, Viridiplantae, Streptophyta, Magnoliopsida, Nymphaeales, Nymphaeaceae. The coding region runs from base 192 to 893 and encodes 233 amino acids. Gene Ontology annotation, biological process: intermembrane lipid transfer; ceramide transport. Gene Ontology annotation, cellular component: cytosol; cytoplasm; membrane. The record is from RefSeq and is a predicted model, not a curated record. The transcript has 6 exons. Gene Ontology annotation, molecular function: ceramide 1-phosphate transfer activity; ceramide 1-phosphate binding.
AAGCAGAGACUAGGUAAGAGAGAGAAACAGCAAGGGGAGGAGAGAGAACCAUCACAGACUCACAAUGGCUUCCUUCUUCUUCUCCUUCAAUCCCUCCCCUCGUUGACUUUCUCUCUCUAGAUUUUGUUUCUCUCAAUAAAAGGGCAAGCGUGGUGGAAGUCUGCUCCCUGUGAAGAGAAAGAAAGAAAGAGAUGAUCAAGAUGAAGAGUGCCAUCUUGGGGGGGCAGCUGCCCAAGUUCAUCGACCCACCACAGAUGGACGGCGACAGCAAGGCCCCUGUCAUCCAAACAGCGCUCGAUGCCGUCCGCCAGAUGCGAUCGGGCGGUGACGGCUGCCGCUUCUCCACCUUGCACUUCCUCACCAUCUGCAACUCUGCCGUGACCAUCUUGGACAAGAUCGGGCCGACCAUGAGGGUGUUGACACAAGAUCUACGGCAGAACAUCGAGAGACUGCAGACGAUGUACAAAACCAACCCUUCAUCGUUCUCGAGCUUGACUGAGAUCGUGAAGGAGGAGAUCGAAGAAGGCAGCGCAAGGAAGCCAUUAAGCUGCACCAGGGCCGUUCUUUGGCUCACCAGGUCUAUGGAUUUUGUGAUGAUUUUCCUGUCCAAAUUUGUGGCUGAUGCCGACCGCGAUCUCGUCCAGAUCAUCGAGGAGUCUUACAGUGCUACUCUGCAACCUUGGCAUGGCUGGAUUUCAUCCGCUGCCUACAAGGUUGCUCUGAAGCUGAUCCCCGAAAGAAAAGUUCUGAUGAAUCUGAUCAUGGAGGAAAGAGAAGAUCAUGGAGCGAUAAAAGAAGAAAUCAACAGCUUGGUGUCCUCUUUCACUCCGAUUCUCAAUGAGAUCCACGCUUUCUUGGUAACUUUACGCUUAGACAGGCUGAAAUCCUCCUAGGCACACACAAAGCAUCAGAUGAUAAAUGACCAUAUCAGAACUUCUCACUCUCAAUUGUAAAUAGUUGGAUCAACUUUCGUUGAUGAUGUAUAAAGAUGUACAUUAAGUUUCAAGCACGAAUUUUUCACAGUUGUAAA